CACAGAUCACAUACAUGUCCAGUGUCGCGUACUAGCCUACGAAAUGGACGUGCAUUUCCCGAGGCGUGUGGACGAACUGUGAAGGACAUGUUCAAGUUAUGAUGGCCAGCGCGCCAUAGGAUGACUGUUUGUGUGGUGAACGCUGCUGAACAAAGAAUAUGACGGAUCAUGGUUGAUGACUAAACAGUGUGUUUGUCGUUUUGGUCGGCUGAUAGAGGAGGGAAAACAUUCCUAGACAGUAAUCCUGAUAAGCCACUAAUCUCUAUUUUCCGUGAUACAUCGUCAACAAGUUGAUUAAAGUUAAGGUCCACCAUCGGAGCGAGUGACAACAUAUGAUUAGAUGACGCAAAAAACACCAGGAUAUUAUUCUGAAAAAAGGGGAAGAAACGACACCUGUUUUUUUCGUGACAUGUUGGUGAAUUACCUGCGGAGAUGUGAGAUAAUUAUUUAUUUUGCUCGUUAAUUCAAAAGUGACAGAUUAUGUGUAAUGUGUAAACAUCUGAUUAUAAAUAUCAGGAUUAACUUUGAUGUGAUAAUACUUUUAACACAAAUUAGGAGGGAUGUGAACAAAUUAUCUUGAUUCCAACAUCUGGAUAUGAUUAUCAUUUCGUUUAAUUUGGUACGAUAGCGGUAUAUAAAAAUGGCUAAUAGUCUGCUGAAAGGCAAGCGCUUUUUCUGCCGGGAGUGGGCUUUCAGUAAAAUCAACCACUGCCUUGAGAACCGACCCUCAUCCAAAACAUGUGGCGCGCUCAUUAUGGGCGGACCGGGGUGUGGCAAAACUGCCUUGUGCUGUGAACUUGUGUGGCCGAUAGCCUCACAGGGCAAACAGAAGGUGUUGAAUAAGAGAAUUCUGUCCUUCCACUUUUGUCAAGCUCAUGACAUCGGUAGUUUGUCACUGGCUUGUUUUAUCCGUGACCUUAUAAAACAAUUACGGGAGUCAAACCUGAUCAGUGGUUACAGGGAGCUUGUUAGUUCCGCGGAAAUACAACAGUUAAUUAGCCCUAGUGAAUGUGAAAAAAAUCCCGAUGUGGCAUUCCAGAGGGCCGUGUUGGAGCCCCUGUCUUCAUUAGAGUCGCCAAAACAGACCCUGUUCAUGCUCGUGGACUCUGUGGACGAGUCAUACCUAACCUGUACUAGUGACAGGACUACUGGCAGUAAAACAAUCGCCGAGUUGUUAGCCAAUCAUCACACAGAUUUCCCUAAGUGGCUUUUAUUGGUGUGCUCAUCUCGUAAACAGAGCAAGUCGGUGACACGACUGUUCACAGGGUUUCGUAAAAUUAGUUUGGAUGAUUUGAGGAAAUCACACGUAGUUCGAGAUGUCCAACAGUAUAUCCUGUGUCGCCUCGACCAAGAGGAGGAGUUACGACAGCACCUCAGUCGCGACACUGCGGAAAUGUUAAACCAAUUGCACAUUAAAAGCAAUGGAUGUUUCCUAUAUUUAGAGAAAGUGUUGGAUGGUGUGGCUGAGAAUUUUAUCAUGCUGAGAGAAAUUCGUGAAAUUCCCGGAACAUUGAAUGGUUUGUAUUUGUGGUUGUGCCAAAGAUUGUUUGUUCGUAAGCAAUUCACCAAGAUACAGCCGAUUCUGAAUGUGAUUCUGGCCUCCCGUGCGCCACUCAGUGAGUCUGAACUGUUUCAGUGUGUGAGGACAAAAAACACGACGCUCGCGGAGAAGGAAUUCCUAGGUAGACUGAAGUUAUUAUCUAAAAUACUAACAGAAGGCCCCGACCAGUGCAAAAUACUGUUCCAUCACAGUUUCGCAGAGUGGCUGCUGGAUGUGAAGCACUGCACACAGAAGUAUCUAUGCCUGGCUGCUGACGGCCAUGGCAUGUUGGCAAUGCAUUCCAUGGUAAAUGGCCCCAAAUUAACUGCUCUGCAAGUACAGGAUUUUGCCGGGCAUCUGGUGAAGGCUAAUUUACAGGACCCACUUCAGCAUCACCACUUGGUACAGAUAUUGCUGCUGUCAGAGGCUAACGUGGAGGACAGCUUGUCAGCAGGUGUGCCUAAGGAACAGAAGGUUACCAAGCUUUUACUGGAUGCUGGUGCCAAGCCUCCGGAGGACUCGGAGGAGGCACAAACAGCAAGUCUUCAUGCGAGCAUGAUAGAGGAAGCCGAGGCUGAACCUAAGCUUCCGAUGGAACUUGAUAUCCCUAUAAAUCAGAUCGACAGCAAUGGUCGGACAUUGUUACAUACAUCAGCACAUCAAGGGAACCUAGAACUAGUAAACUUUAUUUUGUCAAAAUCUGUGGAAUUGGAAGCGAUUGAUAAGAAUGGUCAAACAGCCUUGAACCUAGCUGCCAGACAAGGCCAUCCAGAGGUCGUGGCUGCAAUUCUCAAGGCUAGUGCUCAAGUUGAUCAUGCAGAUGGAGAUGGCUGGACACCACUUCGGUCAGCUGCCUGGGGUGGAAACACGGAUGUGGUUAGUUUACUUCUGAGUGCCAACGCUGAUGUCAACCAUGCCGAUGCUGACCAGAGAACGGCCUUGAGGGCCGCAGCAUGGGGAGGUCACGAGGAAAUUGUUAUGAAGUUGCUGAAACAUAAUGCUGAUGUCAACAAAGCAGAUAACGAGGGGCGGACGGCACUAAUUGCUGCAGCCUACAUGGGUCACGCAGAAAUUGUUAACCACCUGUUAAAGUAUGAUGCUGACAUCAACCACGAGGAUUGUGACGGUCGUACGGCAUUGUCCGUCGCGGCGCUGUGUAUCCCUGCAAGUCAAGGUCACGAAGAUGUGGUUAGCAUCCUCUUAGAACAGGGAGCAGAGGUCAAUCAUGAGGACAAGGACGGUAUGACCCCACUUCUAGUGGCCGCAUGUGAAGGUCACAAGGACGUUUGUGAACUAUUGUUGGAUUCGGAUGCAGAUUGUGAUCACGCUGAUAAAAAAGGCCGGACACCAUUACUAGCUGCAGCGUCCAUGGGACACUCAAAGAUUGUGAACCAGCUCCUUUUCUGGGGCUGUGCCGUGGAUACGAUAGAUUCCGAAGGACGGAUUGUGCUGAGUAUUGCCGCGGCUCAGGGCAAUGUGGAAAUUGUCCAGCACUUGCUUGACCGCGGUCUGGAUGAGAUGCACAAGGACAAUGCCGGCUGGUCCCCACUACACAUGGCUGCUUAUGAAGGACACGUUGAGGUUUGCGAUACGCUGGUUAACCACUGUGCUCGUGCCAACGAGACUGACAACGAUGGCCGCCAUCCCCUCAUUUUGGCCGCCCAAGAAGGUCACUUGGGUGUGGUCACUUGUCUUAUCCAGCACAUGGCACUUAUUGACCACCGGUCACACGAUGGAAAGACUGCAUUCCGAGUGGCUGCAUUUGAAGGCCACAAAGAAGUGGCCCGAUAUCUCAUCACCAUGGGAACCAACAUCAGCUACAAGGACGCAGAUGGUAGAUCCACUCUCUACAUCCUAGCUCUCGAAAACAAAGUCGACAUGGUUGCCUUCAUCCUAGAGAUGGGUGUCGAUGUAGAAUGCACAGAUAUAGAAGGACGCACAGCUUUACACGUGGCUGCCUGGCAAGGUCAUUUUGAGGUUGUAGAACUUUUACUGCGAUACAACACAAACGUGAAUGCCGUGGACAAUGACCAGAGGACAGCUUUGCAGUCGGCUGCUUGGCAAGGUCACGACAACAUAGUGCAACUUCUCCUCGAGAAGGGGGCUUCUGUAGACCACACAUGUAACCAGGGGGCCACGGCUCUGUGUAUCGCGGCUCAGGAGGGGCACGAAACUGUAGUCAAGGUUCUCCUCACUUACAAGGCCAACCCAAACCAUGCCGAUCAGUUCGGACGGACUCCAGUCAGGGUGUCGCUCAAAAGUGGACAUUCCAAAGUGUGUAAAAUCCUGGAGGAGUUUGGGGCCGUACUUCCCAGUAGUAGUAAAAGUCGCAGCAGUUCAUCAGCGUCGAGUAAUGAUGCUCGACCAUCAUGUGUUUCUGGGCCAGUGAAUGGUGUAGGGGUUGUCGUCAAUGGCAACCAGCUCAACAGUUCACCCUCGGACUCUCCAGAUUCCACAUUUGACCGAAGGAAGUCAUAUGCAUCUAACAAUUCCUCAAAGUCAUCUAGCAAUCUGACAUCGUCCACCAAUCAGAGCUCACAGAGCGGAGCCACGACGACGACGACGGCCAAUGGAGACUGUCUGACCUUCACUCAACAGUUACAACAGUGUUCGAUGGCGCGGCACCGCACACGUCCAAUCAGCCGUGUCCUGUCGCCCGUCAGUGAACCACAGAGUCCAGUACAAUCACCACCAAUGUCGCCAAACACAGAGGUGCAGAAAAUUGUAGGAAACGAGCAGAAACUUUCGCCAGUGACUGAAAGGAAUUUCAACAUUCUUGGGCCGUCACCGGUCAAAUUUCCCAACUGUAAACACAAGGAAAUUAAGGCGACUAUAAACAUUAUCACAAAUCCUAAUCCCGAUUUGUCGGAGGAGCCAGUGUGGCUGGUCAAUCAUGCACAUUUCCAAAACAAUUUAGAAAAACUACGGUUAAAACAAAACGCUUUGACGUGUGAUCAGCCGAUAAUGGGACAGAGUGCUUUAGAAAUGCGGUCGCCAGACUCCAAACCAAAACGGAACGGAAUUGUGACAAAUCCCAAAAUCAAAGGAGUUAACGGACAGUUUAAGAAAGUUCUAGAAAGGAAUGACAAAAUCAUUAAUGGGACAAAUGGCUCGCUGAUAAAUAACGAGCACAACAUCCCAAGUAACAAUUACAAGGGGCCCCCUCGACCUAACGGCCUACCCCUGAAGAAGGAGACGCCCUUGUGACUAGCACAGCAGUACACAAUCUCCUCUGUACAG
Messenger RNA from Mizuhopecten yessoensis (Yesso scallop), 4780 nucleotides. RefSeq names its product ankyrin repeat domain-containing protein 50-like. The record is from RefSeq and is a predicted model, not a curated record. Gene Ontology annotation, molecular function: protein binding. The transcript has 5 exons. The coding region runs from base 641 to 4747 and encodes 1368 amino acids. NCBI's taxonomy places the organism in Eukaryota, Metazoa, Mollusca, Bivalvia, Pectinida, Pectinidae.